Messenger RNA from Dichomitus squalens LYAD-421 SS1, 1005 nucleotides. RefSeq lists its product as uncharacterized. Gene Ontology annotation, molecular function: protein binding. The transcript has 2 exons. Bases 1 to 1005 code for a protein of 334 amino acids. The record is from RefSeq and is a predicted model, not a curated record. Lineage: Eukaryota; Fungi; Basidiomycota; Agaricomycetes; Polyporales; Polyporaceae.
AUGCCGGCCGAGAUCUUCCACCAAAUCUUCUCUUACUUCAUCUUCGAAACACACAAAGAAACACUCUCGUCAUGCGCACUGGUAUCCAAGGUCUGGCUGCAGCUCGCUCGGCCUCACCUCUUCGCCAUGAUGAAAGUCGAACGCAAGCGUUGCUUCUCUACCUUUCUGCGCUGCAUCGAUCUUCGUCCAGACCUGGCAGGGCACAUCCAAGAGCUCACCUUCGCUUCGGCUCGUUGUCGUUCCAGGGAAGACGCGGACGAAUGCUGCUGCGACGAUCAUGAGAGGCCAAAGGAUGACCGGGAAGCCUGGCCUCCGUCACCGCGACUGGACUUGGGUGCUUUCACGGCCAUGUUCCCGAAGCUCACGAAGCUGAAGGAGCUCAUGCUCGAAGAAAUCACGGUCGCAAUUCCUAAAUCUGCCCCCUCCGCAUCGCCGGACGCCAAUGCAGACUGUGCCCGGACGCUUGAGGUCCUCGUAAUCAAAGACGUAACGACCUGCGAGCAUGACAAUGGUCCCGUAUUACCCGCUAUUCUGGACGCCUUAUCUCCUUCCUCGAUCGAAAGUCUAACAUUCGACCGCUUGGGCAACAAGCCCCGCUGCUCAAUUCCGGACCAUUCGGAGGAAACAGAUGUCACGCUCGUAGCCAAUCUGCUCGACCUAUGGGGAACCCGACCUCCGCUUGACGUACAACAUCUCUCGCUCUCCGACCCCAGCUGGGUAGGUACAGCUGCGCACUUCCGAUUCUACGAGCAGAAAAUGGUCCAGCCGGGCUGCCUGUGUUCACUGGUAACCCGAUGCGACUCUUGGAAGAUCACAGAGCAGCUGUUCGCCUUCUUGCAUACAUGCGGGAGCAAGCACUUCGAAUGCCUUGAAUUGGAUAUCAUCCCGCUAGUGGAAGGUGAAAUGUCCUUCACAAUCAAAGAGACUCCAGUCUACCUCCGUCGCGGUGGCGUGACUUCGCUUCGGCUAUUUCCUCCCUCAAGACGCUUAGUGACCUACGCUUGA